UCAGACUUUUAUUUAUUCGGCUGAUUUUAGUACCUAAAAUAAAAUAAACUAGAAAGCCUUAGAGUACUUGUAGAUAUUGAGAUAAUCUAAUCUAAUCAAUAGGUAAUAGGAGAUAAUACUCGUGGAAUCCAAAUUUACCGAAUCGCAUUUCGUUUCGCAUCGUACCGAUAGUAGUCUUGGUAUUAUACGAUUUCGCACUUCGGCCUUCGCACUCUUUCGCAGCAGCGCCGAGCGGAGCGCAGCAGUCGUAAAAGGUAGAGCAAAGAGUGUUGACGUCCAUUCCAAAGUUAUUAAACGAUGAAAAAAAUUGUGGUAUUUGGUGCUACCGGCAUGACCGGCCUUUGUGCAGUUGAAGCGGCUGUGAAAAAAGGCUUAGAAGUACGCGCCUUCGUUCGCGACCCUUCCAAACUGCCAGAAGACAUCAAAGAAAAAGUUGAAGUUGUCAAAGGCGACAUCCUCGAACCAGACUCAGUGUUUAAUGCAAUCGAAGGCACAGAUGGAGUGGUCAUUGCCAUCGGAACCAGCGGCAGCCUGGCGCCUACCUCUGACAUGUCAGAAGGCACCAAGAACAUCAUAGAAGGAAUGAGAGCAAAGGGAGUCAAGAAUGUCUCGGCCUGUAUUUCAGCCUUCUUGUUCUAUGAGAUGGAUAAGGUCCCUCCCCGGUUUGUGGAUGUGACGAAAGACCACAAACGGAUGUAUGUGGAACUCAAAGAGAGUGGUCUUAACUGGGUGGCGGUGUUCUCUCCUCAUAUCUCUGACGACCCCAGUCGCGAAAUAAUCGUUGAAGUGAACCCGGAGAAGUCACCAGGCCGCUGCAUAUCCAAGCACGACCUCGGCAAGUUCCUAGUAGACUCCCUCACCCAGGAGGAAUACUACAAGGCGGUCAUAGGACUGUGCAACGCGCCCCUACCGCAGUGAUACUGACAGUUACUAGUGCUCAUAGGUUGUGGAUGCGUGGAACUAAGAUUCUGUGUAGCCCAGACCUGCCUCAUUGCAGGGUGGUCGGGUGAAGGGUGAGAUUUUGUCAGUCCAUGCUUCUAUAGUAUGGUAUCCAAUUAGAGUUAGGACUGUAGCUUUGGAAGGUUUCAAAGGUCCAAACCUCAGACUACUUUUUUUUUAAUUAUUUAGAAGUUAGCCUACAAUUUCACCUGAUGGUAAGUGAUGAUACAAUCUAUUUUAGAAUUUAAAUUAUCGUGAGUGUUAUUCGUAUUAAUUUAUUAAGCGACACGAGUAAAACUCACUUAACGGGGCCAUACGGGGCCCUUAGUCAUUAGCUGGUUCUUGCAACGCGCAACAUGUUCCACGGGCCGGAAACGGUUUAUAAGUAUUUUCGACUUUUUUCAAAGUACAAGCUUCAUAAUUGGUUACCUUACUUGUCUAUUGUAGGAGCAUGAGCUGACAAACUUUCAGCGUUCAUACAAUGAAGCAGGUCUGGCUAUAACAGGCUCUCGUAUUUUGAGAGGGUGUGAGUUUAACCCAGUAGUUGCACUAGGCAUUAUAUUAUCUUGGCAAGUGCGGAAAUUUUGAAAAAAUUAAAAAUUUUAAUUUUUUAAAAAUUUUUCAAAUAUUUUUAACAAUCGGAUUUCUAUUCCCCAAUUUUCUCAUCAAAUUUAAAAAUUUUAAUAUUUUAAAAAUUUUUCAAAAAAUUUUAACAAUCGGAUUUCUAUUCCCCAAUUUUCUCAUCAAACACUUUCGGUUAAGUCAUCAAUAUUCUCUUUCAAAAUGCUUUCAUUUGAGGUCAUCAGUCGAGUAUAUUUGCAGACAUUCGGUUGUCCACAACUUUUAAACGGCUCAACCGAUUUUCAUCAAACAUGUCUAAGAACGCUCGCACUUAAGUCACCUUAAAUACAAAAAAAAAACUAGUGUUCUUCACUUCAAUUCAGUGUUAGACUUACUCAAAAUUAAAAUUUGUGCACAUUAGAUAUUUUGCCGAAUUGUAAAAUUACCACCAAUCAAGUUAUCUUACUAUUUUUAGCUCAUUUUACCAUCUUUGGUAAAGGCGCGUUCACACGACGUAAUAGAGAAAAAAUCUGGAAAGUUUAUUCCAGUAUUACUUGCCUUUGCACGCCAAACUUGCCUUUCUGUCGGGUAUUUUAUUUAAACUUUUAGAACUAAGUAUUAUGUUAACAUUUGCCUACAUCUGCGACACGAUAUACUUGUAUGGGGUGUUACGACUAUUUAAAAAAAAAUAGUCGUGGUUAUUUGAAAAUGUUUGUUUUUAUCUUUUUUUAGAGAAUUCUGUAGAUUAAAAAAGUUUACUGUUUAUAUUUUAACCAAUCAUUUCAUUUUCUUUGAUAAUAACCUCUAUUUUGCUAUUUCAAGGACGUCAAAACAGCUGUUGUAGCGUGUCGCAGAUUAUUUGCACAAAUGUAUACGUGGCUUUACUUCACUUUGGGUAUCAAAACAGUAUUUAUGUUAAUUAAUAAAAUUAAUUAUUGUUAAACGGAACUUUAAUUUACUUUGUUAUGUAACAUAAUAAUAUAUUAAAAUAAAAUGUUUUAUAAAAACACCUGUAGGGUAAUAGAAGAAUUAACACGGAAAAUAUCAUUUUAUAUCAAAUAUUAUUUUAAUUAUAAUGUAAACUGGAAAUUCAUUGAAAAAGUAAUUUUUUCGUAUGUAAAAACUAUGAUGUUGAGAUAAAGGAAUAAAUAGUUGUAUUAAUAA
Molecule: messenger RNA, 2664 nt
Organism: Bicyclus anynana (squinting bush brown)
Lineage: Eukaryota; Metazoa; Arthropoda; Insecta; Lepidoptera; Nymphalidae
Product: flavin reductase (NADPH)
Exons: 3
Coding region: 298-918 (206 amino acids)
Source: RefSeq, a predicted model, not a curated record